CCUUUUUCCCUUCUAUAAAUUCCUCCCUUCAUUCACAUACACUCCUCUUCCUCUCUCUCCCUCUUUCCCAUCACACUCUACACAUAUCGCUACCCAGACACACAUAUAUAGAUAUUUCUCUUUCUUCCACAUCUCACACUGACUUUCUAUCAAACACCUUCUCUUCAACCUCACCAUGUUCAUCAUCCCAAACCCCACAUAACAAAUCUCACCCCUUUCCAUUUUUCAGCACCAAAGUUUGAAACUUUACGAAAUUGGGUUGGAGAAUUUUGACUCAAUUUUUUCCUUCUCCUCUCCAGGAAGUAGAUAUUAGAAGCGCAAAUUAAAUGUCCAACAUCUUGUUGUUGAUGUUUGAGAUUCAUGUAUUCGAUUCUCAGUGAGCUCUUCUUUUCCGGGUGUAUGAUCAAUUCCACUGUUAGGCGCAGGACCCAUUUAGUUCAAUCCUUCUCAGUUGCCUUCCUCUAUUGGUUGUACUACGUUUCAUGAUUUCUAACUCUUCCUCACUAUAUCACUUACUAUAUAUCAUAUAAAUCUAUAAUAUCUACUGCUAUAUUUCUAUUUUCAUUAUCAUUAUCGUCUUCGUCGUCGUCAUAAAGUAAUAAUUUUCAGAGUUUGUUCGUGUCUAGUGUCUGGGUCCUGCGAACUGUGUUAACUGAGAAGGGUUGUGUUGUAUUGUAUUGUAUUGUGUUGUGUUGUGUUGUCCUGUGUCUCAUACCAUGGCUUCCUCAAGUGGAACAUGUUCGGGUUCAUCCUCUCUGCUUCAGAACUCGGGCUCUGAGGAGGACUUGCAAGCGGUAAUGGAUCAGAGAAAGAGGAAGAGAAUGAUAUCGAAUCGCGAAUCUGCACGGCGAUCUCGCAUGAGGAAGCAGAAGCACUUGGACGAUCUGGUUACCCAAGUGGCUCAGCUGAGAAAGGAGAAUCAGCAGAUACUGACCACCGUCAACAUCACCACGCAGCAGUUCUUGAGCGUUGAGGCUGAGAACUCGGUGCUCAGGGCUCAGGUGGGUGAGCUGAGCCACAGGUUAGAGUCUCUGAACGAGAUCAUCGAAGUCCUAAAUGCGGGUUUUGGCAGCACCACCUUCGUUGAACCAACCACCAAUAACACCACCUUCUUCAACCCCAUGAACAUGGGGUAUCUGAACCACCCUAUCAUGGCUUCUGCAGAUAUAUUGCAGUACUGAGAUAAGAAAACAAAAACAGCAAAAAAUUUCAUGAUUUCUUAUUCGAGUCUGUUCAGAAAUUGUAAUCAAUCAUCUGCAAUAUGGUGAUAAGGAAUAAUGAAUGUGUAUCAUAAAAGGGGUGAAAUUGUUAGGUGCUGGUUCUCAGAAUGGGUCCUUUCGAGUAUGGGGCAUGGGCCAUUACUCUGUAUUUCUCACCCUUCUUUUAUAUAUAUUAAAAUAAUAUUUACCUACUUCUAA
Molecule: messenger RNA, 1418 nt
Organism: Vigna radiata var. radiata (mung bean)
Lineage: Eukaryota; Viridiplantae; Streptophyta; Magnoliopsida; Fabales; Fabaceae
Product: bZIP transcription factor 11
Exons: 1
Coding region: 717-1181 (154 amino acids)
Biological process (GO): positive regulation of DNA-templated transcription
Cellular component (GO): nucleus
Molecular function (GO): DNA-binding transcription factor activity; transcription cis-regulatory region binding
Source: RefSeq, a predicted model, not a curated record